CUGAAGAUGAAGGGAUUGCUCUGGCAAUAGCUAUUCGGACAGGUUUUAAUACUACAAAAGGCGCGUUGAUUCGUUCGAUACUUUUUCCAAAACCAAAUAAAUUUAAAUUUUAUCGUGAUUCUUUUCGAUUUAUUGGCGUGUUGGCAGGCAUUGCGUUUAUUGGCUUUUGCAUCAGUACAUACAACUUCAUUCGAAUGGGUGUCACAAUACACCUGAUAGUUGUCCGUGCACUGGAUCUGAUCACUAUAGUGGUUCCGCCCGCUCUGCCGGCUACUAUGAGUGUUGGAACUAAUUUUGCGAUUGGAAGGCUCAAUAAGGAAGGGAUAUAUUGUAUUAGUCCAGCAAGAGUUAACAUUGGCGGAAAAAUUAAUUUAAUGUGUUUUGAUAAAACGGGGACUCUGACUGAAGAUGGAUUAGAUGUAUUAGGUGUGCGAUCUAUAAAUUACCAGACUCAUAGAUUUUCUGAACUUCACACAACAGCCGGAACUUUGUCACCAUCGUCAUCGCAAAUUUCUGUUGAUCCCACCGCCCCGCACAAUCACCAAAAAAAUCAUUCAAACACAAUAAAAGAAUACCAGCCAAUUUUAUUCGCCAUGACAACUUGUCAUUCUCUCAAGCUCGUAAAUGGCGAAUUAAUUGGGGACCCGCUCGACUUGAAGAUGUUUGAAUUCACAAACUGGAUCCUCGAAGAAGGUGGUCAAGCUUCAUCUUCGCGUUCUUCCCCUUCUGUUCUCGGAUCAUCAGGUUCUUUGAACACUGCGUUAGGUGGCACAAACGGUAUUGUGCCUACGGUGGUAAGACCCCCGGGUGGAAGACAAUUUAAUUUGGCGGAUGUGCUUGGAAAUGAUGAUAGGAAUCGAGAUGAAAAGACAACACCAUUUCUUGAAUUGGGAAUAUUACGCACAUUUGAAUUUGUUCCUUCGUUACGCCGUAUGAGCGUAAUCGUUAAACGGUUAAGAAGUCAUACUAUGGAAGUCUUUGUUAAAGGUGCUCCUGAAGUUAUGAAAGAAAUCUGCAGAAAGGAAACAUUUCCUGAUGAUUACGAAGAUUUAUUGUAUUUCUAUACUCAUCAUGGAUACCGUGUUAUCGCUUGUGCGACAAGAAGCUUUGAGAAUCUUAAUUGGAUGAAAGCUCAAAAAAUUAAAAGAGAACAGGUUGAACAAGAUUUAUAUUUUUUGGGAUUAAUUAUUUUCGAGAAUAAACUUAAACCUGGUACGGCACCGGUAAUUGAUGUAUUGGGAGGGGCAAAAAUUCGACAACUUAUGUGCACUGGAGAUAACGUCUUGACUGCAAUCAGCGUAUCGCGUGAAUGUGGAAUUUUAAGCAAAAAUGCACAAGUCUAUAUUCCAAGAUUUGUUGAAGGAUCCUCUAUCGCACCACGAGCAACACUGGCAUGGGAAAACCUUGAUAACUCGAAGGAUUUAUUGGAUCCCCGAACUUUGAAGCCAACAUUAGCUCCUUCUCAUCUAGAAAAUUCUAUUGCUGGUAUGGAAUAUCCACCAGGCGAUCUUGAUUUUAAUCUUGCAAUUACUGGUGAUGUGUUUCGUUGGAUGAUGGAUUAUGGGAACCAGGUCACUUUAUUAAGAAUGUUAAUAAAGGGAAAUGUGUUUGCACGAAUGUCUCCGGACGAAAAACACGAACUCGUCGAGAAACUCCAAGAAUUAGGCUAUUGUGUUGGUUUCUGCGGAGAUGGUGCUAAUGAUUGUGGAGCAUUGAAGGCAGCUGAUGUUGGACUUUCGUUGUCGGAAGCGGAGGCGUCGGUGGCCGCACCGUUUACCAGUCGGUCUACGGAUAUUCAUUGCGUGUUGCAAUUUUACAUUAAUCUUAGGGAGGGACGUGCUGCACUUGUUACUAGUUUCAGCUGUUUUAAAUAUAUGGCAUUGUACAGUAUAAUUCAAUUUACUACAGUCAGUUUGCUGUAUUCAUUUGAUUCCAAUCUUGGAGAUUUUCAAUUCUUAUAUAUUGAUUUAUUCUUAAUACUACCAAUUGCCGUAUUAAUGGGACGCACUGAGCCGUAUCCACGGAUACACACAAAGAGCCCGACCGCAAGUCUCGUCUCCAAAAAAUUCGCAGGCAACCUUGGUAUUUAUUUCACUUCAUCCCACUCCUGCCUGGUGUGCAAAAUUCCCGUUCUUGAUUCACCUGGACCAGCUCUUAAUGGAUCUAUGAAUCUUGAACGGGCAUUUUGGUACUCACCACCUGAAUUUGAUCCCGAUAACACAAAUAUUUAUUGUUUCGAAGACACGGUGUUAUUCCUUGUCUCAUGUUUUCAAUAUAUUUUGAUUGCGGCAGUAUUUAGUGUUGGGCCUCCUUAUCGAAAAUCGAUGGAAACUAACU
Molecule: messenger RNA, 2337 nt
Organism: Ambispora leptoticha
Lineage: Eukaryota; Fungi; Glomeromycota; Glomeromycetes; Archaeosporales; Ambisporaceae
Source: the annotation of a GenBank genome assembly